AUGAAUGGAUAUGGAUACUCUAUCUCCAGUAAGUUGGUACCAAGCCAUAACAUCCCCAGCCCCUACUUAUUCGCCUUCAUGCCCGGCCAUCAUUGCAAGACCAGCACCGGAUCAGUCCAUGAGACCAAAACCGUCCCGCCAACCACCAACGGCAUAGGUGGGAGUCUCUUCACUCAUCUCAACUCCGAAGACUUCGAAGACUUCGUGCCGCUGCAAUUCACCGAGACGUGCAGGAAGGCUCCGUACGUUGCUUUGUUUGGGCCAGUCUUUCUCGAACAACAGGGUUCCUUGUCCGCUGCCAACAUCCUAAGCGGGAAGUUCCCUCGUUCUCGAUCCAAGCUCCCCAGCCUCCCUUCGAUGUUUCGAUGUUUCGACGUUUCCUCGGCUGCGGCGGACCGUCUCAGAAAUGGAGCCUUGCAGGGCCUGCACGGCCGCCAACUAUCCAAGCACUUGCACUUGCAGCUCGCAACUUCCUUCAGGAGGCGGGCUCUGUUGUCAGGACAAACAGUGGAGAUGGGGGAGAGUCAUGGUUGCCGUACCGGCAUGAACGUUCGCCUGCCAACUUCCCGAUGAUGUCUGCUGUGCUGUGACUUUUCCCUCAAGGGCUCCUCUGCAGAAUCUGUGGCGCACGC
This is a messenger RNA of Sodiomyces alkalinus F11, 632 nucleotides long. RefSeq lists its product as hypothetical. The transcript is spliced from 7 exons. NCBI's taxonomy places the organism in Eukaryota, Fungi, Ascomycota, Sordariomycetes, Glomerellales, Plectosphaerellaceae. The coding region runs from base 1 to 573 and encodes 190 amino acids. The record is from RefSeq and is a predicted model, not a curated record.